Messenger RNA from Lodderomyces pseudojiufengensis, 759 nucleotides. RefSeq lists its product as uncharacterized. The transcript has a single exon. The coding region runs from base 1 to 759 and encodes 252 amino acids. Gene Ontology annotation, cellular component: nucleolus. Gene Ontology annotation, molecular function: RNA binding. Gene Ontology annotation, biological process: RNA processing. NCBI's taxonomy places the organism in Eukaryota, Fungi, Ascomycota, Pichiomycetes, Serinales, Debaryomycetaceae. The record is from RefSeq and is a predicted model, not a curated record.
AUGGGCCGUUCACUACAUAAACAACAAGAACCAACAAUAGCAGAAAGUUCAGAAACAGAAUCACAUACAUCAUCAGAUAAAUUAUCCUCAAAAAAUCCAAAUGAUAAUAAAUCAUUAGAUGAAUUAUUUAAAGAUUUAAAUGAAGAAUUAAAUAAAACUAAUACUAAAAUAAGUAGCUCCAAAGAUUCACCAAAUAAUAUCCUUGAUUCAAAUGAAGAUUUCACCUCAAUAAAUUAUGAUUUUAAAAAUUUAGAAAAAAAAAUAAAUAAUCUACCUAAAAUUCAAUCAAAUUUAGAAUCAUCAUCAUCAUCAUCAUCCAACCCCAAAACAAAAAGAAAAUCAACAUCAAUACGAAUUCAUGAUCCAGUAAUGACAGCCAAAUCAAAAACAAAAUCAACUAAACCAGAUGCAGGUUCAAAAUGGUUUAAUAUAUCACAACCAGAAUUAACACCAACAAUAAAAAGAGAUUUACAAAUAAUAAAACAAAGAACAGCAUUAGAUCCCAAGAGACAUUAUAAAAAGGAAAAAUGGGAUAUUCCAAAAUUUUUUCAAAUGGGUACAAUAAUUGAAAGUAGCUACGAUAGUUCCACGAAUAAAUUACAAAGAAAACAAAGAGGUGAAAAUUUAGUUAAAGAAAUUUUAAAUGAUGAUAAUACUAAAAAAUAUUUUAAAAGAAAAUAUAAUGAAAUUCAAAUUUCUAAAACUAGUGGUAAAAAGAACCAUUAUAAAAAGGUUAAAAAUGAUAGGAAGAAAUUUUGA